GUUUGUGUCAAAGAAAGAGGAGAAUGAGAGCGGCAAGUUCAAAAAUGGAAGAAAGAAAUGUGAAGGCAAAGACUAAAUUAAUGGUUCAAAAACCUUUUGCCUCAGCUUCCUAGCAGCACCCUUUUUUCAGCCAACGUGGGUUCAAAGGACACACAGUAGAAAUCAUUGAUGUGUCCCCCUCCCCAGUCUGAAAAAAAGGUUAAAACCCGCAAUCUAACUCUCCCAACUCUUCCUAAUUUGUAAUAUCCUCUUCCCUUCCCACCACGAAGAUGUCCAAACUUGCACUAUUCCCACCACAUCACCUUCACCGACACCAUCUCCUCCUCCUAUUCUUCCUCCUCGCCUCGGCCACCAAUGCUGCCGCUACUACCGCUUACCAUAGAUUCAAAGAAGCCCCGCAAUUUUAUAACUCUCCGAGCUGCCGCUCCCUUGACAGUAGUGGCGCCAGCGAUAUGUGCUCCGAUGAAGGUGUUCACGUGGCAAUGACCCUAGACGCGGCCUACUUACGUGGUUCAAUGGCUGCCAUUCUCUCCGUCCUUCAGCACUCUUCCUGCCCUCAAAACAUCCUCUUCCACUUCAUUGCCUCCUCCACCGCCAACCACCACCACCUCCGUCACAAAAUCUCCCACUCCUUCCCUUCCCUUAAAUUCCAAAUCUACCCUUACGCCUCCUCUGCCGUCUCAGGCCUCAUUUCCACCUCCAUCCGCUCGGCACUCGACUGCCCUCUCAACUACGCCCGCAACUACCUCGCCAACAUCCUCCCUCCAUGUCUCCGCCGCGUCGUUUACUUAGACUCCGACCUCGUCCUCGUCGAUGACAUUGCUAAACUCGCCGCAACUCCACUUGGAGACAACUCGGUUUUAGCUGCACCCGAGUACUGCAACGCCAACUUCACUUCCUACUUCACCCCAACCUUCUGGUCCAACCCUACAUUGUCUUUAACAUUUGCUGGAAGAAAAGCUUGUUAUUUUAACACCGGGGUGAUGGUGAUAGACAUGCAAAGAUGGCGUGAAGGAGAUUACACUACAAAGAUAAUUGAAUGGAUGGAGCUUCAAAAGAGAAUGAGGAUCUAUGAGUUGGGGUCUUUGCCACCGUUUUUACUUGUCUUUGCAGGAAACAUAGCCCCUGUUGAUCACAGAUGGAACCAACAUGGACUCGGAGGCGAUAAUUAUAGAGGAUUAUGUAGGGAUUUGCAUCCUGGUCCUGUUAGUUUGUUGCAUUGGAGUGGGAAAGGGAAGCCUUGGGUGAGACUAGAUGCCAACAGGCCUUGCCCUUUGGAUGCUUUAUGGGCUCCUUAUGAUCUGAUGCAAGCACCCUUUGCUUUGGAGUCUUAGAAUUUUGGUUUAUGUUCUACAAUAAACAUAUAUAUAUUUUUGGCUGGGUCCUUUUCCCUUUCUGGGCUGAGAUUUUUAGCUUCAAUGAUGCCAUAGAACUUAGGAGAACAGAGAUCUGAGUGUUAAAAUUAAGAUCUCUGUGGCAGAUGAUCAAGAGAAGGGUGGGGGGAGGUGUUCAUAGACUAUACAGCAGAGACCAUUAACAAUCUUACAAUCUUUUUUUUUUC
This is a messenger RNA of Theobroma cacao (cacao), 1561 nucleotides long. NCBI's taxonomy places the organism in Eukaryota, Viridiplantae, Streptophyta, Magnoliopsida, Malvales, Malvaceae. The record is from RefSeq and is a predicted model, not a curated record.